This is a messenger RNA of Lasiodiplodia theobromae, 1380 nucleotides long. Its product is annotated as FAD binding domain protein. The record is from RefSeq and is a predicted model, not a curated record. Lineage: Eukaryota; Fungi; Ascomycota; Dothideomycetes; Botryosphaeriales; Botryosphaeriaceae. The transcript is spliced from 4 exons. Bases 1 to 1380 code for a protein of 459 amino acids. Gene Ontology annotation, molecular function: monooxygenase activity; FAD binding. Gene Ontology annotation, biological process: secondary metabolite biosynthetic process.
AUGGCGUCCAAUAUACACUCUUUUGUGAGAUACCCUAAGAGCGGCGUGUCGAUCCUCAUUGUUGGAGGAGGUAUUGGCGGACUGAGCUGUGCAAUUGAAGCACAUCGUAAGGGCCACAAUGUCCGCCUAGUCGAGAAGCAAAUGGACAUCAAUGACGGAGGCGCCAUCAUUGCGGUCCCAAAUCCUGCCGUCGGGGUCUUUUCCAACUGGCCCGGGUUCUUGGAUCGCUGCCACAGACACGCGAUGAACCCAAUUUGUCGAAUGAUGAGAGGUGACAACACGCACAUCAAAGACACCCCCUUGGCGCAUCCAGAAUUUCCGGCAAUGCCAAUCAAUCGCCCCGCGCUUCAUCAACUCCUCUUCGAUUUCGCAACUGAAGUCGGGGUGCCCAUCGAGCAGGGCAGGACGGUCAGCACCUACUUCGAGGAUGAACAUCAAGCCGGCGUUGUGUAUGAUGAUGGAACCAGGGAGGUGGCUGAUGUUGUCGUGGCCGCCGACGGCGUGGGCUCCAAGGCGCGUGAGCUUGUAGUUGGGGAGUACCAGGAAUCCAUUCCAAGCGGAUUCGCCUGCCACCUUGCCACAUUCCCUGCUGGCCCAGCUCUCGAGAACGAGACUAUUCGAGACGGCUUCGGUGAUUUCCUGAAUGGUGUCAUGUUCGCCCUUGGUCCAGGUGCUCACAUGGCUGUCGGCCGGACGGAUGAGAUUUUGACAUGGCUGAUGGUGCACAAAGAUGAAGGCAGCAGCGAUGACGUAUUCAAACAGGUUGUGUCAGCAUCAUCCGCGUCAAAGUAUGUUGAGACCUGGGCUCCGUUCUACAAAGAAAUCAUAAACGCCACACCUCCCGGCAAGCUUCUUUUGUGGAGGCUCAAGUGGCGUGAUCCACAGGGCACGUACAUCUCUCCAAAAGGCCGUGUAGUUCAGAUUGGCGACGCAGCGCAUUCUUUUCUGCCUACGUCUGGUGCUGGUGCCGGCAUGGCAAUAGAGGAUGCAGGAUGCCUCGCUUCAUGCUUGCAGCUUUCUGGAAAAUCCAACGUUCCCUUGGCUUUGAAAGUUCAUAAUCUGUUUCGAUACGAGCGUGCGACUUGUGCUCAGAAAGUGGGCUUCAAAAACCGCGAGGUUUUUCACCAGGCCGACUGGAGCGUCGAGGUGGCUCCACAGACAGGAGGCACUUUCUCAGGAAAAUGGCUUACUGGACACAAAGUAGAGGAAUACGUCUAUGAGAACUAUGGCAAGGCUGUUCAGCACCUUCUUGUGGGUGCACCAUUCAGAAACACGAACUCGGUUCCUGGGUUCAACUUUCGAUCAUGGACAGUCCGCGAGCUUCUGGAAGCUUCUGAGCGCGGCGAAGUUGACACAGAUGAAGGUGACUGGUAUAGUUAA